AUGUGGUGCAAGGCCGGGGAGGAAGGAGUUGGCGAAGGGGACGCUGACGAAGGGGGAGGCGCUGACGAAGAAGAAUAUAGAAGUGUAAGGGCAGAGAAUGAAACGGGUGAAGACGACGCUGACGUAGUUGUCAUGGGUUGUCUGACAGAGGAAUUACGAAGGUCAUCACCAUGGGAUAUCAUGUAUGAUGUGGUCAUAUGCACCAAUGACAGAGAGACAUGCGAAGAGAAACCAGAGCAAUGGACUCAAGCCCUAGAGAGACGCGGUAUGAAAGUAAGCAGAACGAAGACGGAAUGCCUCAAUGCCGGCAAUGGGACGCAGAGAGUUGGAAGUAUCAGCUUAGGAGGUGAGAGGGUACAACGAGUAGCGGAAUUUAAAUACCUAGGUUCAAUAGUACAAGAAGAUGGUGGAUCAGAAGCAGAAGUGUCGAAGAGGAUAGAGGCAGGCUAG
This is a messenger RNA of Penaeus chinensis, 450 nucleotides long. RefSeq lists its product as uncharacterized. The transcript has 2 exons. Lineage: Eukaryota; Metazoa; Arthropoda; Malacostraca; Decapoda; Penaeidae. Bases 1 to 450 code for a protein of 149 amino acids. The record is from RefSeq and is a predicted model, not a curated record.